UUUUCUCCAGGGUCGUCUGAGGUUGUUGGACCGGCUGACCCAGUCGUUGCCUUAGCUGGUGAUGACGUCAUUCUACCAUGUUUCCUGAAACCCAGUGUCAGUGCUGAGGACAUGGUAGUGAAGUGGACAAGAUUGAACCUGAAAGCAGAAAACGUCCAUCUUUACCUUGACGGUCGAGACUCCAAUGAGGAGCAGCAUCCAUCCUACAGGGGAAGGACAUCAAUGUUUCAUGAAGAACUGAAGAACGGCAACGUCUCCUUAAAGCUGACCAACGUUACUCUCUCUGAUGCUGGAGGAUACAGGUGCUUCCUUCCAACACUGACCAGCCAGGUGAAGGAAACCACCGUUCAACUCCUUGUUGGUGCUGUAUCUCAGCCAGUGAUCUCUAUUGAUGGAACUAAAGGCUGGGGGGUGGUCCUGAAGUGUGAGUCUGGAGGCUGGUCUCCUGAACCUGUGAUGGAGUGGCUGGACAGUUCUGGAACCAUCCUCCCUGCUGAUGGACCUCCAGAGAGACACAGGGACUCAGAGGACCUCUACGCUCUGAGACGAUAUGUCACCGUGAACAAGACUGACACCAACAGGUUCACCUGUAGAGUUAAUCAGACGGAGAUCAACCACCUGAAGGAGACAGAGAUUCAUGUCCCAGAUGACGUGUUUCCUAAAUCACAAGUAGGGUUGAUUGUUGGUCUGUCAAUAGCAGCAGCAGCUGUUGUAGUUCUUGCAUCUUCAGCUGGUGUCUACAAGUUGAUAAAAUAUACAGGUGAUGCCCGGUUUGUGAACAUACACUCCUAUUACCUCAUUCAGAAUGUUACCAUGGUGAUUCCCAUAGCAUUUUACUUGAUCCGUUCCGAGACGUACUCUAAGAUCCGUGCUGCCAGGACCAGUCAAGACCAGAUGGAACUGUUGUACGAGGCUCUAGACUUUGGAGGGAACAAGGUGAAGUCAGACUUUUACAGGAUUCUACUGGACCUGGAACCUGACCUUGUCAUCGACCAGGGUGCCUUAUUUGUGGACGUCCAUAAGGAUCACCUCAUUCAAAUGGUUACCCAGGUGAAACCCAUCAUGUAUGAGAUGUUCUAUGCGAAGUUGUACUGUAACAUCAGGAUCAAUCUGAUGACCAGCCGGGACCAGAUGAAACAGUUGUACCAGGCCCUGGAAGAAGCCAGCCACGACACAGGAAGGGUGAAAUUAGACUUUUACAGGAUUCUACUGGAUCUGGAACCUGACCUUGUCAGAGACCUGGGUAAGAACCUCUCUACCUCUGGUUACAUAUCACUGGAAUAUAAACCUUAUCUAGUCUAUCACCUGGGUAAGAACCUCUCUACCUCUGGUUACAUAUCACUGGAAUAUAAACCUUAUCUAGUCUAUCACCUGGGUAAGAACCGCUCUACCUCUGGUUACAUAUCACUGGAAUAUAAACCUUAUCUAGUCUAUCACCUGGGUAAGAACCUGUCUACCUCUGGUUACAUAUCACUGGAAUAUAAACCUUAUCUAGUCUAUCACCUGGGUAAGAACCUGUCUACCUCUGGUUACAUAUCACUGGAAUAUAAACCUUAUCUAGUCUAUCACCUGGGUAAGAACCUCUCUACCUCUGGUUACAUAUCACUGGAAUAUAAACCUUAUCUAGUCUAUCACCUGGGUAAGAACCUCUCUACCUCUGGUUACAUAUCACUGGAAUAUAAACCUUAUCUAGUCUAUCACCUGGGUAAGAACCUGUCUACCUCUGGUUACAUAUCACUGGAAUAUAAACCUUAUCUAGUCUAUCACCUGGGUAAGAACCUCUCUAUCUCUGGUUACAUAUCACUGGAAUAUAAACCUUAUCUAGUCUAUCACCUGGAGAUGUUCAGAAAUCAGAUUGGUUCUCUACUGGACCUGCUAGGUUCUCUACUGGACCAGUUAGGUUCUCUACUGGACCGGUUAGGUUCUCUACUGGACCGGUUAGGUUCUCUACUGGACCUGUUAGGUUCUCUACUGGACCUGUUAGGUUCUCUACUGGACCUGUUAGGUUCUCUACUGGACCGGUUAGGUUCUCUACUGGACCGGUUAGGUUGUCUACUGGACCGGUUAGGUUGUCUACUGGACCUGUUAGGUUCUCUACUGGACCUGUUAGGUUCUCUACUGGACCUGUUAGGUUCUCUACUGGACCUGUUAGGUUGUCUACUGGACCUGUUAGGUUCUCUACUGGACCUGUUAGGUUCUCUACUGGACCUGUUAGGUUGUCUACUGGACCUGUUAGGUUCUCUACUGGACCUGUUAGGUUCUCUAGUGGACCAGAUAGGUUCUCUACACUAUGGGCUUCUAGAGUUAAGGGGGAGUUAG
Molecule: messenger RNA, 2319 nt
Organism: Salvelinus fontinalis (brook trout)
Lineage: Eukaryota; Metazoa; Chordata; Actinopteri; Salmoniformes; Salmonidae
Product: selection and upkeep of intraepithelial T-cells protein 6-like
Exons: 7
Source: RefSeq, a predicted model, not a curated record